This is a messenger RNA of Neoarthrinium moseri, 2889 nucleotides long. RefSeq lists its product as uncharacterized. Lineage: Eukaryota; Fungi; Ascomycota; Sordariomycetes; Amphisphaeriales; Apiosporaceae. The record is from RefSeq and is a predicted model, not a curated record. Gene Ontology annotation, biological process: tRNA 5'-leader removal. Gene Ontology annotation, cellular component: ribonuclease MRP complex; nucleolar ribonuclease P complex. Bases 1 to 2889 code for a protein of 962 amino acids. The transcript has a single exon.
AUGCCACCAAAGCAGGAUCAAGGGCAGUCUGUGGACAAGUCGAGAAAGCGGCCGGCUGAUGGUCCGUUGGCCUCGUCUCAGUACAAGAAACCGAAGACGCAGGGAGGCAAGCCGAAACCACACACCAGUGCGGACGCUGGCAACAACAAACCCGCUGCUUCGGCUCAGGGUGCUGCAGCAGGGAAGGCCAAGUUUCCUCAGAAUUCAAAAGAUGGCCGAUCUCAGUCCAACAAGUCCGACAAGGCCCCCGGCACGGCCAAGGAUGGCCAGUCGAGUCGUAGAGAACCAUCAAGGCCGUUCAUGAAGAUGAGGGACAUCCGAGCCAUUGCUGCCCAGUCCUCAGACGCGGCUCUCAAGGAUGGCGAGCUCGACGUGCAGAGCUUUCUCAACGCCCGCGGCUUCGAGAUCAAGGCCCUCGACGAGAGUAUGCGGCGCACCAGGGGCUCCAACAUGAGCCGUGCUUUUCAGAAGGUGCCUUUCACCAUGAGGCGCCGGGCUGCGGCCCAUAACCACAAGAGGGUGCCCAAAAGGCUUCAGCGGAGGGCCAAGAGGGAGAUGGAGGUCGACAACACCCCCACGGUAAAUUCCAAGACCAGGAAGCCCAAGACCACCCGCAGUCGGUUGCGUGCCGAAACUGCCCGCAGGCUGGGUAAGCUGGCCGAGAGGAAGAGGAAACAGAAACUUCUGAAGCAGGGCAAGGACGGCAAGCUUGACGAAAUCACCGUAACCACGCGACUUGCGAGGCCCAAGAUCAGGCGCAACGCUCUCAAUGACCCGAUAGUGACCGCCAAGAAGUUCAGAAAGAGGCAGAAAGACAAGACCUGGCUACCUACACAUCUCUGGCACACGAAACGAGCAAGGAUGACGCCACCCAAGGAGCCAAUGUGGAGAUUCGCCAUACCUCUGACCCCUAACCAGAAGUGUUAUCGACCCACGCAUCGCGCCCAGUGGGAGAAGGGGGCAAUCGCGUGGGACAUGAGCUAUAUGAGCACCAUCAGCCUAUGCGGAACCGAAGGUAGCGUGAGCCACGUGCUCAAAGCCGUCGGCCUGAAGGCGGAGAGCCUCUGGAACGAGAAAGGCAAGAGAUGGAGGUCUGGGGCCGUCCACUGGACAGGAAUGCUGAGCAUGCAGAUGGAUGGAGUCAGUAAAACCACUGGGCCGGGCGCUGUUAUUUGGAACCCGGAGCCAGCAUCUUCAGAUGAAACCCCAAACUCGGAGAAGACCGUCUGGAGAAAGCUUUUCAUCAGACUCCAUCCAUCUAUGUUCCUGGACACCUUCAACAACUUGGUCCGACUGGCAAAGGGGCUUUCCCCCCGCCCCUAUGUUGAGGACCUGCGCUAUGAAGUCGGAAGCAUCGACAUAACAGGCCCCGAUGCGACAGAGGCUCUACUGGGUGUUCUCAAGCCUUACCCCUUCGCUCCAGACGCUCAAGAACCUCAUGCUAGCAGAUUCGGGUAUUUGGCCGGUUCUAGUGGCCCUGCUGUGUUGCCGGCAGGGUCACUCCUUGCUUUCUCAGUGAUGGAUCCCCGACUCCUUCACCAGGCGAGACGCACCCAGAAGCCCGCUGAGACUCAGCAGGCAGACCAUGCAUCCUUCCACCAGGCAUUACUGGCUUUGCACAAGGAUACAACUCUGAAGCCUAUUGACCUCUUCGAUCGGGAUGCUCGGUUCAAAGCAUGCCAACUUCCAUCUCAGAAAUCUAUCAACAGACGUAAGGGCAAGAAAGCACCCGGCGCUUCGCUUGAGCCGACCAAAGCGGAUCCUCACAUACCAAUUAUCCUGCUCGCUUCCCGCCAAUCAAACACUACAGGUACCUGGACGGUUUUGAUGCCAUGGAAGUGCGUACUACCUAUUUGGUACACCUUGAUGCACUAUCCCUUAACAUCGGGAGGGAACCCCAGCUUUGGCGGGCUUAACGAAAUCCGCCAGUUGGCAUUCGAGCAGAGCGCCCCGUGGUUCCCUGGCGAUUUCCCAGCAACCAAGGCCGGAUCUGCAUGGGAGUUGCAAGAGAGGGAUGUCCGGAGGAAAGCCUGGGAGCGGAUGCCAAAGGGAAAACGAGUGAACUACAAGACCCUUGAUCUCGGCGCUGGCCGCCAAGGCGAGAUCGGAGAGGGCUGGAGUUGCGAUUACGAAAGACUCAUGAGUCUUGAUUCACUGCCUGCUACUGAGCAGCAAGAUGUCGAAAUGAAAGACCAAGAAGAUCAUCCUCCGGCGUCUGGAGGUGAACCGAACCAGGCAGCGUCCCAGACAGAGCUACUAUCCCGCCUGUCUCACCUAUCAAAGUCUGCAAUGAACACACAUCUCAGAUCCGCGGCGGGAACACCGCCACCUACCAGUCUGGUUACAGUCAAGAUAACUUACCUCGGUCGAGGUGUCCCGGGCGCUUGUGCUCGAAUUUACAGACUGCCAACCAGAACCACUGCUAUUUCGACCCAGGCAGAAGUGCCAGCAUCUGACCCACCGCCUUCUAAGAGCAGCGGUCUCCCGUCAGACCUGCGAGAGCAAUGGCUCGAGACACUCCCAAGGAAAGGCAAACAAGCGCAAGGAAAGCCGGGCCUAAAGCACAACACCUCAACUGAUGUCAACCUCGAAACCAGGAAGAGGCUGUUAGCACAGGAGCUCAUAACGCCUACUCAACCUCUAAGGAAUGGUGAAGGUAUCAAUGGACACCUACUUUGUCCUAACCCAGACGACCUAAUUGGAUUCGUCACGUCAGGUAGUUUCAAUCUGAGAAGCGGGCGCCCUGAAGCCAUCGGCAGUCUUGAGGGUCAGAAAGCGCUGGAAGAGCUCAAGAGGUACAAAGACAAAGGCGAUCGUGCGUCGAGAAUAUGUGUUGUACGGAAUGCAGGACAGAACAUAGGAUGGAUAGCCAAGUGGGAAUUGGUUUAA